AUACUCAAACACAAAUCAUCAAAAACAGAGAGAAAGAACUCAUUAUUAACUUAACUAGAAACCUUUUAAGUUCAAAACAUGAUGAAACAAGCUGUCUACUUCUCUUUCCUCUUUCUCAAUUUCUUUUGCCACAGCAAAGGAGCCACAUUAUUAGCUCACUCUCCAGCCCAAGCUCCAUCAAAACACGUAGCUGUAGCCCCAACUAAAGCUAAGGCCUUAACUCCAACCAAAGCACCAACAUCAUUGCCAGUGCCAGCAGUGGAGCCACCAUCACAAGUGCCACUCGUCCAAGCACCACCUCACAAAGCCCUUCACACACCUACUGAUGUCACCAAAAUCCUCGACAAAGUUGGUAUCUUUAGUGUCUUUAUUCGCCUCCUUAAGAGUACUUCAGUAAGCAUUCAGAUAGAGAAUCAGUUGAAUGUAUCCAACACAUUGACCAUUUUCGCCCCAACAAAUGGGGCCUUUGGUGCUCUGAAACCUGGCACUCUCAACACACUCUCUAAUGAAGACAAAGUCCAGCUUGUCCAAUACCACAUUCUUCCCUCUUUGGUUUCACUACAAAACUUUGAGACUCUUAGCAAUCCUGUACGGACACAAGCUAGUAAUACCAAUGAUUUCCCUCUAAAUGUUACUGUGGAAGGAAGCUCUGUUAACAUAUCUACUGGAAUUGUUAAUGCUACCAUUUCUGGUACUGUUUAUGAGGAUAAUCAACUUGCUAUUUACAAGGUUGAUAAGGUGUUGUUGCCUUUGGGAAUCUUCGGUCCGAAACCGAAGACAAAGCAGCACCUAGCGCCUUCUCCCACACCAUUGAAGCCAUCUAAAGAUACUAAUGUGUCGUUACCUUCUUCCUCUACUGAAGAAUCCAUUAGCUCGGAUGUGGAUGAAGGGGACAAGUCCUCAAAGUCGAAGGCUGAUGUACUUAUGAAUAAUGGUGUUGUAAACAUUGGAGUUGUUAUGAUUGUUGUAAUCACUAUGUGGGGUCAUUUUUAGUUUUAUCUGCAUUUGUUGAAGUAAGGUACUAUUUCUGUUUUCAUGGUUGAGUGUAUUGUUUGAGUUUUGAAAACAUGUUUAUAUUAUGUAAUGAAAUUCUUGAUUUUUUAACAUUAAGAAUGUUUUUGAAAGUAAUUGUGCAAUGUAAUUACUAGAUUGGUAAUUAUACAGUCUAAUAAUUAUACUUUAUUUAAAAAUACAAAAUUAGUUAAAAAUACAAAAUUAGUUUGGAGAGGUGAUAAUUACAUGAAUUCUUAAUAUCUUAUUUGGGAGAAUAGUUAAUAAUUACAUGAAAACAUAAUAUUUUUUAGUA
Messenger RNA from Cannabis sativa, 1306 nucleotides. Its product is annotated as fasciclin-like arabinogalactan protein 12. The coding region runs from base 79 to 993 and encodes 304 amino acids. The transcript has a single exon. NCBI's taxonomy places the organism in Eukaryota, Viridiplantae, Streptophyta, Magnoliopsida, Rosales, Cannabaceae. The record is from RefSeq and is a predicted model, not a curated record.